Molecule: messenger RNA, 2305 nt
Organism: Oncorhynchus mykiss (rainbow trout)
Lineage: Eukaryota; Metazoa; Chordata; Actinopteri; Salmoniformes; Salmonidae
Source: RefSeq, a predicted model, not a curated record
AUUUCCUAAUAAUUGCUCCCACAGUUGAUUUCUUCAAACCAAGCUGCUUACCUAUUGCAGAUUCAGUUUUCCCAGCCUGGUGCAGGUCUACAAUUUUGUUUCUGGUGUCCUUUGACAGCUCUUUGUGUAUCAAUAACUAGGUGCUUAUUUUGAUAUCUAGUUAUGACUGAAUCAGAAAUACAGAUGUGGAGUAGAUGUAGAGUUUGUUUUAAAUUCUCAUAAAAAUCUGACCUAAUCAAACAACACUUGUUGCUCUUUGUACGUGUUGAUAUAAUAUUCAUAUUUAAUGGAGUGGAAAAAAACAUUUCCCUAAACUGCUUAAUAAUAUUGUAAUUCAAUGAAGGAAGAAAAAAGUUUUCCCUCCAGACAGCAGAUGGCAAUAUGUGUCUUUCAGGCGAUGUUUCUAGUGUGACGUAUAAUCUAGUGGACGGAACGCUUCUUCAACAACUGCAGCCACCUCGGUAGCUCGCUAGCCAACAGUCGGAACGUUCAAGAUCUUUUGACAAUUUCGUGGUUUAAUUGCCACUAUGAUUUAAACAUACUCAUGUGGAAACAACUAGAUACCCCAUUUAAUUUAAUAUUUACGUUGUAAGUCAACUAGCUGGCUAAUGCUAACUAGCCAUUAUCCCCGAACAUGAGUUCACCAAGCUACUCUCCUCCUGAUAAAGAAGAGGUGGUCUGCUGGACGGAGAAAGAAGCUCUCGUGAAAGAGGAGGCGGAAGAGGAGGCUGUUACAAUACACAAACAAGUAGAGGGUGAGGGUGUUAAGGUGAAAGAAGAGAAAGAAGAGAAAGACGCGUUCAGAGUGAAAGAGGAUGAGGAUGUUACUGUGAAAGAAGAGGAGGAAGAUGCAGUUUUUGGAGUGGAGGAUGAAGUGAAAGAAGAUGAAGACGUUUUUGGAAUGAAGGAUGAAGAGGGGGAGAUUACUGUCACAUUAGAGGAGGACGAAGAAGAGAAGACUGGAGAACUUAUUAACACCAGUAAAUACAGAGAGAGAUGUGAAUAUCGUGGAUCCUCUGGGGAGCCUCAACAACAUCAUGAUGCUGACGAGGCAGAGAAGAGUCUCUCCAGAUCAGGACACCUCAAGAAACACCAGCAGAGACCCACAGGAAAGAAACCACACUGCUGCUCUGACUGUGGGAAACGUUGCAAAUCUUCAUCAGAACUUAAAAAUCACCAGCGAGUACACACAGGAGAGAAAUCUUAUAGCUGUGAUCAAUGUGGGAAGAUUUUUACUAUAUCUAGCCAUCUGACUAGACACCAGAGAACACACACAGGAGAGAAAUCUCAUAGCUGUGAUCAAUGUGGGAAGAGUUGUACUACAUCUAGCCAUCUGACUAGACACCAGCGAGUACACACAGGAGAGAAACCUUAUAGCUGUAGUCAGUGUGGAAAGAGUUUUACUCAGCUAAACAGCCUGAAAGAACACCAGAGAACACACACAGGAGAGAAAUCUCAUAGCUGUGAUCAAUGUGGGAAGAGAUACUCUGAUAAAAGAUCUCUGAUCAAACAUCAAAACAUACAUGAAGGAGUUGAAUUUGAAAAAUCAUAUCAAAUAAUGUCACAAUGUAGAAUGUUUUAACAUUGUAGUAGGAGUAUUUUAAUGAUGUCACAAUGUAGAACCCGAAAUGUUUGUCCUCUGUUCUAUUGGCUUCAACAUAAUAUGGAUAUUAGCCCCAGGUGAAAAAUCCAGGCUCUGAAUUGAAAGAGUACUAUUUAUGUUAUUUAACAAAAAGUGACAAACAAAAAAAGAGUUGUGUUAAACGUACCACGUUGGUGACCCACUUGAAUCAAAAUGCAACACUUCAAAAUGUAGCUAGCUGUUUUCUACAAAUUGUCCUCUAACCAGGGAUGUACACAUUAUUCCCCGAUUCCGUGUGGUUUUUGAGCUGUUAGUUUUAACAGGACGUGCAACCUCAUUUCCCUUCUGUCGCACAAAUGAUUUUAGCAUGAUAUCGAUGAGUGAUGACAAAUAAGUGUUGUGUUCCUUUGUUCAACGUCCCCUACAUUUAAAUGUAUCACGCCCAAAUGCAGCUGACUGUCUUCUGCAGGUUGUCCUCUAACCAGUGAAGUAAAAAUGUUAUCCCGUUUCCAUGUGUUUUGUUUAGUUGUGUUAGUAAGUAAUAUGAUUAUGAUUAUUGUGGCAGAUGUUUGUGUAUACAGUAUGGCCCAUUUUACGUUUAGGUUUUCAAUAUAUCACAAACUGUUUCUGCAUAUUGGUUGUUGAUUUGUACAUGUUAAAAUUGUGUGUUGACAUUGGGCUAUCCCACCUAGCAAAAUGUAAUAAAAAAAUGCUUUGAAAAAA